Molecule: messenger RNA, 395 nt
Organism: Dentiscutata heterogama
Lineage: Eukaryota; Fungi; Glomeromycota; Glomeromycetes; Diversisporales; Gigasporaceae
Source: the annotation of a GenBank genome assembly
AUGUCGACCCACAGCAAUAAUACCAAGUAUGCCAAGAAUGAGGAAUCAGAUUUUGUUAGUACAGUCUACAAUUAUGACUGGUCAUCAACUUCGCUUGGCCCUAUGGAAUUAUGGGAUACUUCUCUCAAAAAUGCUGUGAAUUUAUGCCUCCAAUCUGUAUUUCCCACUGUUAUUUAUAUCGGUCCUACUUAUAUCUCACUAUAUAAUCAAGCGUAUCGACCAAUGUUAAAGACGAGACAUCCAUAUGCAUUAGGAAAAACAUUUAAAGAUGUUUGGCCUGAAUUAUAUGAAGUGGUUGUUGAUUCACUAUUUGAAAGAGUAAGAACAACCGGAAAAGGAAUCUAUAAUAAUGAUCAAUUAUUCGAAUUGCAACGUGAUGGGUAUAUAGAAGAGGC